This is a messenger RNA of Chionomys nivalis (European snow vole), 3529 nucleotides long. RefSeq names its product actin maturation protease (gene Actmap). The transcript is spliced from 7 exons. Bases 913 to 1947 code for a protein of 344 amino acids. Lineage: Eukaryota; Metazoa; Chordata; Mammalia; Rodentia; Cricetidae. The record is from RefSeq and is a predicted model, not a curated record.
ACACCCACGAGAAUUCACCACCUGAGCCGCCGCGCCUGCCACGCUCCCCUGCUCAGGCACACAGCUUCCUGUCCUGACCCCGGCUUCCCUCUCCGCGAGAUGCUCGCCACGCGCAAACUCCGUAGGUUUUGACUGUUCGGAGUGACCAGACCAAUCGAAGAAAGCUACGAGCUUUUGGCCAAUCGGGACAUUACUAGGGCUCUAGUUCCUUCCAGACUGCCUUUCGGAAGCCACACCUCUUCCCCUUCCGCCAGUGGCCUUGGACCACGUGACCAACCGCGUGGGCUGAGAAAGGACGGUGGAGUCUGGUAGGGUCAACGCCGUUUGCUCACGGUGGGAAGCGAGCAGUUCCUAAGCUCCUAAGUUCCGUUCCUUAGUCGACCCUUGAUCGCUGUGCCGCUGCUACUCUCUUAACUUUCCGACUGAUUCCAGGACCCUGCCACCACUAGGCUGUUUUCCCAGCCACGUGAUCUCUUGACCUAACUCCUACGGGCAACCUUAACGUUCCAAAUUCGAGCCAGGGAUGUGAGAUGUGGCAAGUAACCCCAACCUCAUCCCGGAUCUGAGCAUCCUUAUUACGGAAGUGACCGAUACUAGCUAGCUCCAGUGGAUGAGAUGACAGAAGUUCCCUUAUAAUGUAAGUCCCAUCCCCAUAGCACAGCCCACCCUUCUGGAGCCUUCAUCUGACUUAGCCCAGUUUCUUUUUCCACCGUUUCAUAUCGCAGGUUCUUCCAGACCGACUGAAUUGGGACCAUAUUCUGCAAUUCAACUCUAAAUUUUUAAUUUUUUAAUACAGAUUUCUAUGUGCGGGCCUGAACGCCACAUCCAGUUGCUCUAAAAACUGAAACUCCAUCCUUGAGAUUUGGGAGCAUUCUUUUUCGUUCUCACAUUGGCUUGUCCUGAAGACCCCACAUGACUUCUCCAUGCUCUUUCUCCCUAAAACCCACAAUACCCCCAGUAACCCAAGACCCCAAUAUUCCACCUCCUUUACCCCCAAAUCCUCUGGACUUAGCUUUGCCAUCCCCUCCCUGUAGUCUCCAGGCUUCAGUUCCACCCCCACCCCCACCGCCUCCUCCACCCUCUACUGUGGAGGUUGCUCCCCCUCAUGUCUACGGCCUGGAGAAGAGCCGGCUGCUGAAGGAGGCCUUGGAGAAGGCUGGCCCAGUCCCCAAAGGCAGAGAAGACGUGAAGAGGCUCCUGAAGCUGCACAAAGACCGGUUUCGAAAUGACUUGCAAUGGAUCCUCUUUUGUGCCGAUCUACCAUCGCUCAUCCAAGAAGGCCCUCAGUGUGGACUGGUGGCCUUGUGGAUGGCAGGCACUCUUCUGUCAACCCCGGACACUGACAGUGUCUCUCUGGAAAGACUGGUGCAGGUAGCCAUGGAGAGAGGCUACACGGCACAGGGAGAGAUGUUCUCUGUGUCUGAUAUGGCCAAACUGGCCCAGGAGACCUUGGACUGCCAGACUGAGCUCCUCUGUGGUGGCCUGGGUGGUCCCAACAGAGAUCGGGUCCUGCAGCACCUCAUCACUGGACAUCCCUUGCUCAUCCCCUAUGAUGAGGAUUUCAACCAUGAGCCAUGCCAAAAGAAAGGCCAUAAAGCCCACUGGGCAGUGAGCGCAGGGGUCCUGAUAGGUGUGCAGAGUGUACCGCAGUUUGGCUACACGGAAGACUCUGAGUUGCCAGGCCUCUUCCACCCAGUGCCUGGCACACCCUACCAAUCACCGUCCCUCCCAGCGGAGAGCUCCCCAGGUGCCAUCUUCCUUCUCUCCAAGCAGGGCAAGAGUUGGCAUUACCAGCUGUGGGACUACAACCAAGUCCGGGAUAGCAACCUACAGCUGACAGACUUCUCUCCUGCCAGGGCCGCUGAUGGACGGGUGUACGUGGUACCUGUUGGUGGGGUACAGGCUGGCCUCUGUGGCCAGGUCCUGCUGCUUAGACCACAGGAGUAGAGCCAUUAGCUGGGGCUGGGGCACCUGCCUUGAAGCUCCCUCCAUCACCAUUAGAGUGCCUCAGCUUCAUCCCCUGUGUGACGUCUACAGUCCAGCCUGUAUCUUCAUCCCCUGUGUGACAUCUACAGUCCAGCCUGUAUCUUGAGGGCCUUCGGUCUUCUGCUAGAAAUCUCUCACACAGUCACCCCAUCUGUGGCGCCACAAGCUUGACCACUGUCCACAGUCUAAAUUCAUCACUUGCAGGAUUAAGCAUGCCUUUGGUUAAGGGAGACUUUUUUGGGUUUUUGUUUGUUUUGUUUUUUGAGAAAGGGUUUCUCUGUAUCUCUAGCUGUUGUGGAACUCUUUGUAGACCAGACUGGCCUUGAACUCACAGAUAUCCACCUGCCUCUGCCUCCCUGAGUGCCGGGAUUGAAGGCAUGUGCCACCAAAGCCCAGCUUUGUUUGUUUGUUUGUUUGUUUAUUUUUUAAAGCAUGAUCUCUGCCUGGGGUGGUGGCACCUACUUCUAAACCCAGCACUCAGAAGGUAGAGGACUGGUUCUCAGUCUGUGGAUCAUGACCCCUUUGGGGAUUAAUACCCUUUCACAGGGUUGCCUAAGACCAUUGGAAAACACAAGUAUUUACAUUAUGAUUCAUGACAGUAGCAAAAUUACAGUUAAAAAGUAGCAACAAAAAUAAUUUCAUAGUUGGGGGUCACCGACCAUGAGGAACUGUAUUAAAGAAUCACAACAUUAGGAAGGUUGAGAAUCACUGAGGUAAGGACAAGGGGAAUCUGUGAGUUCGGGACCAUCCUGGUUUACAUAGCAAACUCCAAGCAGCCAGGGCUACAUAGUGAGACCCUGUCUCAGAAAGCAAAAAUAACAACAAAAAGGUCUCACUAUAUAGCCCUGGAUGACCUAGAACUCCCUAUGUAGUAGACCAGGCUGGCCUCAACCUCAGAGAUCUGCCUGGCUUUGCUUCCUGCAUGCUGGGAUUAAAGACGUGUUCCCUCGUGCCUAGAGGAACAGUAACUAGGAUAUGCUCAGGAUAGUAACUCGGAGGAACGCGGCUAGGAUACUAGCCGCUCUCCUCCCACUUGAAUGCUCUUUUUCUUUUUCAGGGCGGUUUCACUGUGUAGCCAUGGCUGUCCUGGAACUCGCUAUGUAGACCAGGCUGGCCUCAAACUAACAGAGAUCCACUUGCCUCUGCCUCCUGAGUGCUGGGCAUGUACCACCACCACCUGGCCCUUUGAGGGCAUCUUUUAAGACACUGUCAGUUCACUGAACAUCUACAAAAGCCUGGGCCCUGUUAACCUGACCCCCAUCUCCACGUUUGCUCACAGAACAGAAAUUAACCCAACUCCCUUCUCCUUGGCUUACUCAGACUAUCGCUCACCUGCCUGACAGCCAUGGUGGCCUUCACAUACUAAGACUGUAGGCACCAACACCAGCCCUGAUGGCUAAUGGGCAAAGCUGGUGCCAAGCCUGAUGAUGACCCAGGGACCCAUGUAGUGGAAGGAGUAAUUUCCACAGGUUGUUACCUCACCUCCACUUGGUUGCUGUGCACUCAACACAAAUUCAAAUAGAAUAAAAGUUUUUAAAAGCUU